UUCAUCAUUAAGUCAUCCCGUAUCGAGGGAUAUUAGUCUGUAAACAAUGUGCGGAAGAAGUGCAAGAUGAGUGGUACCAAAAAAAAAGCUAAUCAUUUAGCAGUGUUUAAACAACGAACAAAAAAUGACGAUAAUGCCGAAUUGUCUGAAGUUAUUAUUAUAUCCGCGAGAAAAAGUGGAAUUUUAGACCUCUCAUCCAGAGGACUGUUCACGGUACCUAAUAGAGUAUGGAAUAUAAAUGAUUUAACUGAGGAAGAAGUAAGAAAUUUACAUUUUGAACUUGAUUAUGCACAUGAAAGUGAUCGAUGGUGGGAACAAGAACCUCUUAAGACAUUGGAUUUAAGCUGUAAUACUUUAAAGAAUAUUGAUUCAAGAAUAGAAUGUUUAACACAGUUAACUACAUUAUAUUUACAAGAUAAUUUAUUGCAAGAAUUGCCUGUUGAAAUGGGGAAUUUAAAAAAUUUAAAAAUACUAAAUUUAUCAAGUAAUAGAUUAGAAAAAUUACCACAUGAAUUUUAUAAGCUGAAUGAGUUACAUGAAUUAAGUUUAAAAAAUAAUGCUAUAAACGAGCUUGAGCCAGCAGUUGGUGAUUUUAUAAUGUUGACUUAUUUGGAUUUAUCAUACAACAACUUGAAUGAAUUACCAAUUGGGAUGGGAUAUUUAGUACGACUAAUUUCUUUGGAUUUAAGUCAUAAUAUGUUAAAAGAAUUGCCACCUGAUUUAACAAAUAUGAGAGCCUUGCAAAAGUUAAAUGCAAGUUAUAAUCAGUUGGAAAUGUUGCCACCUCUGGGUGAAUUAAGGAAGGUAGAAACAGUGAUGUUGCAAACAAACAAAUUAACAACAUUCCCUGAUAUGUCUGGUUGUGUACUAUUAAGAGUACUACACUUGGCUGAUAAUAACAUUACUGAAAUUGAUAUGUCUUGCUUAGAAGGUGUAGGACAAUUAAAAACAUUGACAUUAGGAAAUAAUCAAAUUGAAACAAUACCAGAGGAAAUAAUAAAACUAGUAUGCCUAGAAAUAUUUGAUUUAUCAUACAACAAAAUAACCUUAGUACCAAGUUAUGUUGGUCUAAUGCCUAAUUUAAAGCAAUUUGUGAUCAAUGGAAAUGAUGUACAAAAUCUUCGAACUGACAUAAUAAGGUGUGGUACCUCUCGAAUUCUGAAACAUGUACGGCAGGGUAUUAAAAGUACAAACUUUAAUUCAAAAGAACAUGUAACCUCAGAUGGUAGUACAAAUAUUUAUCCAGACAGAUAUACAAUGCAUAGUACAAAAUUACUCAGUUUGGCUGGACAAAAUCUUACUGAACUACCACAAGAAGUUUUAGAAAAUGCAUAUAAAGCUGAUGUAGGUACAGUGGAUUUAAGUAGAAAUAAAUUAACUACCUUACCUGAUGAAUUAUGUAUAAUUGAAAAAGUUGCUGAUUUAAAACUGAUAUCUAAUCAACUAACACAUAUACCAGAAUGGAUUGGUGAAAAAUAUAAGUACUUGCAGAUUUUGGAUUUAAGCAAAAAUCUUUUACAGUCACUUCCUUCCAGUCUUGGCUUACUUAAAUAUUUACAAGAACUUAACAUUUCCUUUAACAGGUAUAAAGAAAUACCAGAAUCUGUUUAUCACAUAAAUUCUUUAGAAAUAUUAAUAGCAAAUGAUAAUUUAAUUACCUACAUUGAUGUAUCAUCUCUAAAAAAAUUGCAAAAACUUGCAAUAUUAAAUCUUACUAACAACAAUAUUGGUCAUGUACCACCAGAACUAGGAAAUUUGAAAAAUCUAAGAAAUUUAUCUUUAUCUGGAAAUUGUUUUAAACAACCCAGACAAGCAAUUUUAGCAAAGUCGACAGAAGAAAUCCUUGCAUAUCUCAGAAAUAGAAUACCUCAGUGAAAUUAUUAAAGCGUUAAGAAAAUUUUAACUAAAAAAAUAUGCAGAUGGUAAGGAAACAA
Messenger RNA from Eufriesea mexicana, 1934 nucleotides. RefSeq names its product leucine-rich repeat-containing protein 40. NCBI's taxonomy places the organism in Eukaryota, Metazoa, Arthropoda, Insecta, Hymenoptera, Apidae. The transcript is spliced from 10 exons. Gene Ontology annotation, cellular component: cytoplasm. Gene Ontology annotation, molecular function: protein binding. The record is from RefSeq and is a predicted model, not a curated record. Bases 67 to 1875 code for a protein of 602 amino acids.